This is a messenger RNA of Psylliodes chrysocephalus, 699 nucleotides long. NCBI's taxonomy places the organism in Eukaryota, Metazoa, Arthropoda, Insecta, Coleoptera, Chrysomelidae. The record is from the annotation of a GenBank genome assembly.
AUGAUUUUAAUGGAUCACCUUCCCAAGUUGUUGAUAUCAGCUGCCCCUGAUUCACAAAUUUUAAAAACUGUUACUUGCUCUAGAACCAAGACAACCAGUCUACUUAAAAACUUCCAGGCAGAUAGUGAAAGAAGCAUUUCAUGUAUUUUAAAAGAAAAUAAAUUUUCUGUCAUAAUAGAUGAAACUACUGAUGUUUCUAUAAAGAAAUCUUUAGCUAUCCUUGUUAGAUGCACCGAUUUAGAUCUACAAAAGGUUAGGGAUCGAUUGCUUGCUUUGGUCGAAGUCAAUGAUUUAACGGCAGAAGGAAUUUUAGAACAAAUUUUGGCAGACAUUAAAAAUUUAUGUAUACCAAUACCAAAUCUUAUAGGAUUUGCAGCUGACAAUGCAGCCGUUAUGAUGGGCAAAUACAAUGGGGUGCAAGCUAACAGUAGACGCAUUGGAGAGUUUAAAGAAUUCCAAGAAUAUGUGAGACUAAAACCACAUAAACUUUUAAGAGCCAGCCAGACAAGGUGGUUAUCAUUAAAAGCUGCAGUAAAGCGUACCCUUGAACAAUGGCCAGCUCUUGUCUUGCAUUUUAAUGCAGCCAUCCUAGAAGACAACUUGGUUGCAGCAUCUACCAUUCAUAAUGCUUUAAACAAUAUUGUUUACAAAUUAUAUAUAACUUUUCUUGCCUGCAUUUGCCACUUAUUACAAAACUAA